Molecule: messenger RNA, 1442 nt
Organism: Aspergillus saccharolyticus JOP 1030-1
Lineage: Eukaryota; Fungi; Ascomycota; Eurotiomycetes; Eurotiales; Aspergillaceae
Product: TFIIH/NER complex subunit TFB3
Exons: 3
Coding region: 43-1191 (382 amino acids)
Biological process (GO): regulation of transcription by RNA polymerase II; positive regulation of cyclin-dependent protein serine/threonine kinase activity; nucleotide-excision repair
Cellular component (GO): transcription factor TFIIH holo complex
Molecular function (GO): cyclin-dependent protein serine/threonine kinase activator activity
Source: RefSeq, a predicted model, not a curated record
CGUUCUGCCUUGCACUUUUAUUAGGACCGCGAGCUGUAUACUAUGCCGCCUGCCCGGGAUGCUAUGGCUAAUCGCGGGGAUGAUGACGAGGUGUGCCCCGUCUGCAAAUCCUCGCGGUACCUGAACCCGGACAUGCAGUUCCUCAUCAAUCCAGAAUGUUAUCACAAGAUGUGCGAGUCGUGUGUAGACCGCAUUUUCUCCUCAGGCCCGGCCAACUGCCCCGUUGCGGGUUGCCACAAGACGUUGCGAAAGGCUCGGUUUCGGAAGCAGACGUUCGAGGAUAUCAAUGUGGAACGAGAGGUGGACAUCCGGCGCAGAGUAAUGCAGAUACUCAACCGCCGUGAAGAAGAAUUCGAUUCCAAACGUGCUUGGGACGACUUCCUUGAACAACGGGAAGAGAUAAUCGCAAACCUCGUACAUGGCACCGAUGUGGCAAAGACUGAAGGCGAUCUGCAACGAUAUGCUUCGGAAAACAUGCGCUCGAUCCGCGCCAAUCAAGCUCGCGAGGCGCAGGAAGCCUCGUCUUUCAAGGAGCAACAAACACAUGAGCAGGAACUGGCACGACUUCGCCGAGAAGCAGCUAAGCAAGAAUACGAAAACGAACGGCGGGAACUGCAGGCCUCUCGGGAGGAUGUCCUCACUCGGCUCGCAGCCGGACGACCCGGCGACGCUGCGGCUAUUGCACGCGAGGGCAAGAAGGUGUUGCUCAAGAAAUCAUCUGCUCGACGUAGUGAAGAGGAUCGGAUCCGACAGAAGCAGGCUGCUCUACGGAAUUCAGAUGCUAGAAAGGCUGGUCAGGCGGGAACCGCGGCCGAUAAAGCCGAUGCUGCCGGCGAUUCGGGCUUGAUCAAGGGACUCAAAAAGAUUGUGACUCCGGAACCCGAGAAGCCCUACGACCCAUUCGGUGGCAUCAUUCCCAACAAGAGGGACUACUAUACUUUACGCGACUACUACCCGUCGAGCUAUCUGGAUCCCCUCCGACAGGAUACUCGUAUGCAGGCAGGCGGGUAUGAUCUGCAAGAGUACUAUUCUCGCACAUUGAUGGAAGCAUUUGCCGGAUUGGGCUGUUUCAUCGAUGAGGAGGUGGCACAACGUGACCCUGCAGGUUCUCUUGGGGCUUCGGGAUCUGUCGCGACUCAAGGAGCUUCCUUGGCGGCAGUUUCUACUGCUGGCACUCUAGAUCCCAGCUGAAGGGGCUGUACGUCGCUUUCUAGGCCCGCUGAAUCUGGUUCAUGUUGUUUUUCUUUGUGCUUUUUCUUCAGGUGGAAAACAGCUUCACCUAAGGCCUGCGUUGGUGUAUAUAGUGCAUAGCGAUGGCGUUCUCGUAUGGAAUUUUGGGUGCCCUUCUGGAGUAUAGAAACAGAGGUCUCCGCAAUGGGAUAUGAUGGACCUAGGUGUACAAAAAAGGGAAAGCUAACACAAACCCAUAUGAAAUUGUUUAA